GAGUCGGUCCACCAGGUCCUCCAGGGCCAUUUGGUCCUCCUGGUCCAUUAGGACCUCCUGGUCCAUUUGGUCCCCCUGGUCCAUUUGGUCCCCCGGGACCAUCAGGUCCCCCUGGUCCACCUGGUCCCUGUGGUCCACCUGGUCCUCCAGGUCCUCCAGGACCACCAGGUUUUCCUACACCAGGAGGUGUUGUCUCAUCUGUAGCAAGGGUUGGUCCACCUGGCCCUCCUGGUCCCCCAGGCCCUCCUGGUCCACCGGGUCCACCAGGCCCUCCGGGUCCACCAGGACCAAGUGGUUUUCCAGGUUCACCAAUGUCUUCUGGAUUUACUUCAGGUCCACCAGGUCCAUCAGGACCAUUAGGUCCGCCAGUCAGUUCAGGGCCACCUGGCCCUCCAGGACCACCAGGUCCAUAUGGCCCUCCAGGACCUCCAGGUCCAAAAGGCCCCCCUGGUCCAAAUGGCCCACCAGGACCACCAGGUACACCAAUAUCAGCAGGUAGGGUAACACCAGGAGCUAAAGAAGGCCCACCUGGCCCUCCUGGUCCAUCAGGCCCGCCUGGUCCUCCAGGCCCUCCAGGCCCCCCAGGUCCUCCUGGCCCACCAGGUCCACCAGGACCUAAUGGUCCUAAUGGAUCACCAACAUUAUCUGGAAUUUCUGGUUCUUCUUCUGGUGUAGGAGUCGGUCCACCUGGUCCACCAGGUCCAUUUGGUCCACCAGGUCCAUUUGGACCACCUGGUCCAUUUGGUCCCCCAGGCCCAUUUGGUCCACCAGGUCCAUCUGGUCCACCUGGCCCACCAGGCCCACCUGGCCCUCCUGGCCCACCAGGUCCCCCAGGGCCACCUGCAAUAGUUGGUCCUCCAGGUCCUCCGGGUCCACCUGGUCCACCAGGUCCUCCAGGUCCACCAGGUCCUCCAGGACCACCAGGACCAAGUGGUUUACCAGGUUCGCCAACAUCUUCCGGGUUUACUUCAGGUCCACCAGGGCCAUCGGGUCCAUUAGGUCCGCCAGGUCCACCUGCAAUUCAAAGGCAGGUUGUCGAUUAA
Messenger RNA from Saccoglossus kowalevskii, 1043 nucleotides. Its product is annotated as collagen alpha-1(I) chain-like. NCBI's taxonomy places the organism in Eukaryota, Metazoa, Hemichordata, Enteropneusta, Harrimaniidae. The record is from RefSeq and is a predicted model, not a curated record.